Molecule: messenger RNA, 663 nt
Organism: Cyclocybe aegerita
Lineage: Eukaryota; Fungi; Basidiomycota; Agaricomycetes; Agaricales; Hemipholiotaceae
Source: the annotation of a GenBank genome assembly
AUGGACUAUCAGAAUCGAGUUGGAUCCAAGUUCGGUGGUGGGGGUGUCGCAGGGGCGUCAGAAACGAACGUCGACAGACGAGAACGUCUGCGAAAACUUGCUCUUGAGACGAUUGACUUGGCCAAGGAUCCCUACAUUCUACGCAACCAUCUCGGAUCCCUCGAAUGUCGACUAUGUUUGACCUUGCACACAAACGAAGGCUCGUACCUUGCUCAUACACAAGGCAAAAAGCAUCAGACCAACCUUGCUCGUCGUGCUGCCCGAGAUGCAAAAGACACGCAGCUCAUGAUCGCCCCCGCUCAGUCGAGCGUGCAACGGAAGGUCUUCCUCAAAAUUGGACGACCCGGAUACCGGGUGACCAAAGUUCGGGACAGAGACACCGGAAAGGAGGGUAUGAUGGUCCAGGUGCACCUGCCCCAAAUCAAGGAGGGUGUCCAACCUCGUCGACGAUUCAUGAGCGCUUGGGAGCAAAAGAGGGAGCCACCGAACAAAGCUUUCCAAUAUCUCAUUGUUGCCGCCGAGCCUUACGAGACCAUCGCCUUCCGCAUCCCUGCUCGCGAAAUCGAGGAUGAAGCGGAUGAUGCGGGCUAUUGGAACUGGUCACACUGGGAUCCCGACACAAAACAGUACAGCUUCCAGUUCAUGUUCAGAUUGGCUUAUUGA